UCGUGAACCUCCUGAUGGAAGAGUCGCAUAUCGAAUAUCGAAUCCGAAUUAAAAUCGCGUCACGCGUCAUGUUGAUUAUGUUGGAUUUAUACGAAUUUCCUAAUAAGAAUUAAUUUUUGUGAAAAUAAAAGUUAGAUACCAAUGCCACUCGUCUCGAAUACGGAACUGACAGAAGUAUCUUUCGUGUUUCGUCCCCAACUCAGUUAUCAACCUAUCAACCCCUCUACACGUUAAGUGUUGAAGCACUGUGGUGGCGAUAGUCACAGCCGAGGACGAGGAGUUCGGUCGGUGGUGCUGGUAGCCGUGGGAGUGGGUGCUUCUUUGAUUGCACGUUGUUGCGUUGAUUGUUGGAAUUUUUAUUUCAUAACCUUUUUCUUUAUUGUUCUGUUCACUUCUUGUUCGUUGUUUGUGGUUCUUUCGUGUUUUGUGUCUCUAGAACGUCUGUCUCGCAAUAAGGAUAUCAAAAAAAGUCCAUUUUGCACGAAGAAGACGACGCGACGCGGUCGAAUAUGCGACUGUGUUGACGCGCGUGAAAAUAUGUGAGCGAAGUGCAUUGAAUUCGCGGUGCUUCGGGGAAAAUUCACUUUUUUCCGUCUUUUGAUUGAAUUUUUUGAUUUGCGGGCCGACCGACCCGACCGAACGUGACGAGGAGGGUGUUUUUGUGUUUUAAAUUUAAUAACACAGACGCGGACGGCUAUUUCGACGCGAAUCAUGGUAUUAUGCAUGAUGACGAUUUAAAUAAUCGAAUAAAGCUUAUAACGACUUUAUGGGUUUCUUAUUAAAAAAAAGAGAAAAGCAAAUCGUGUUAAAAUGUGUAAAUUAUUGAUUGUUGGAUUUUAUUCUCGUUUUUAAGGGAAUACCUUUUGCUUAUACCAACGACGAUUUGAGACGCGACGCAACGUUGUUUUUAUCUGAAUUAAAAGCGUGAAAUAUUGUUAUGUCUGUACGCACGACAAAUUCUUUGAAUCAACGCACAUGUCCUUCGUCCUUUCCUCUUCUAUAGUACUUAACAAGAGUGAGAAUAAGAUUAUGAACAUGUGAAACACUCGAAAAAUUGAAGGUAUCUUUAAUUGAUUUUUGCUUAUCUAACACGUACACGUAAUGUUCGAACGUUCGUACGAGUGACGACGACGACGACGAUAAAUGAGCUCGAGCUCCUUUUGUGGAUAACGACUGUAAUUAAUGGAGAUUUUAUUGCUUUACAUGGAUUACCAAUUUUAAUCAGCUGUUCGAAAAAGGAAAUGCAGUCGAGAUAAAACCAAACAAAAAUAUGCCUGAGAAUAAUAAACCGAAAACGAAUCGGAUUCCACGGCGACGACCGUCGAAUUUGAAUUUGAAAGUUGUUCGAGUAGAACCACCACCGGAUGAUAGGACCAGUGAUGAUUCCUCCCAAGCAGCAGCACCUGUUUUUGCAUCUGUGCACAGACCUCGGCAUGCAGGCAGUUCGGCAAUUAAACGGGACGGAUUACAGCUGCAGCAUCAUCAUCACCAUCCACACAGUAUCAGACAACAAUCAUCAUCGUCGACGACGUCUUCUGGUCUUGGUGCUUCUACUGCUGCUGCUCGACAGCAUCAGGAAUCCACAACUACAACAACGACGAACUACUCGUCGAAUUUGACAGCAGUACUAUUGCCUCCUGGUUCGACAUUCCGGACAAGCCAUGCAAAUAGUUCCGUCUUUGAUUUGCCCCCUGGAAAUGGUGGUGGCGUCAGCGGUGGUGGAACUGGCGCUCCCACUUCUGGUGCGUCAGACAAUUCUGGCAGAUCAAAAAUUCGAUGUUGGUAUGAUAGCAGCAACACAACGGCCAUAAUGGCUGGUGGAAAGCAAUCAAUUGCGGUACCAAUUCCGCAACCCUUUCGACAACUACCAUCUGGUGCUGGGUUGCAUCAAAACCAGCAUCGAGCAAAUUCUGCCACACAUUCGAGUGGACCGGGAGUUCACAGCUCUGGCAGCUUCUACCAUCAUCCCGGCUCUUCGACAAGUCAGCAUGAUGGUGGUGCAGCGGCGGGAGAGGGUGGCAGUAGUCGGAUUCCAAUGGCACAUCAGAAUUUUAAUCAAAUUUCCAAAACUGCCACUAAUUUGCUGCACGACAUUUACGAGAAGCACUUGUUGAAUCAGACCAUGUUCGAUAUGCGUUCUUCUGCUGCUAUGGUAGGCAAUGGUAGUGCUGGUGGUGGUGUUGGUUCCUCCCACAACUAUGACUUUCAUUUGAAUAAUUUGCCACCACAAGCGGCAGCACCAAGCAAACAUCAGCUACAGCAACAGCAACAUUACCACCACCAACAACAACAAUCAUCAUCGUCGUCGUCAUCAUUCAUGAGGGAUUCGUGCUCGUCAUCGAAACAACCCAAAGGAUUGCAUUUUUUGAAGCUUCCUCCUCCUCCACCGCAACAGCAGAUGGUCUCCACGACUGCACCCCAUUUGCACUUUCAUUUUCCCCAAGGGUUCGUCGAGCCGAUGUGUGACAAGGCGUCUGUACUCCAUCAUCAGACUCAACAGCAACAGCAGCAGCAACAACAGGAACAGCAGAAAUACCACCAACUCCAUCAGCAACACGUCUACGAAACAAUACCGGAGCGGCCGCAAAAUACGCCGCAUUCAUCUCACUCGAAAGGGAUAAACAAUAAUUCAGCCGCCAACUCCGCUGCCACUUCAACUUCAAAUUCAACUUCAACAAACGGCCACCAGCUGUCAAAUCGAAAUCUAAGACGACGAGCCUCUGGAAGGGGCUCCCAAAAAUCCGGUGCCGCUUCGUCCGGAAGCAAAAAAGUCUCAUCAUCUGGUCCGCUGGCAUCCGACAUCAGUGGAAGUUGUGGCGGUGGCGUCGUCGUCGGUAUCGGGCACAAACAGCAAAAUGUUGGCAAUAGCAAUCCGUCAAAUCAAAGGAAACAUACAUCAGCUGGGCCCAGCAGCAUUGGUGGUAUUGGAUAUGAGGAGCAUUACUUUCGCCAGGAAGACUUUCAUUACCGGAAUCAGCUGCCACCACCGCCACCUCCAAAGAAUCCACCUCUGCCAUCGUCGUCGACGUCAACCAACUCUGCAGCCCAUCAACGAACUAGAGCCGACGGCGAGCAUAAUCAAAGGCAGACCCAAAAUUUUACUCAAGGCCAUCAACCAUACCCCACCACAAAUGGAAUUCCUACGAAUCAUGUCAGUUUCGCGGGGGAGAACGGCGGUGGCGGUGGCAGCGGCAGCGGAAGCGGCUUUGGUGGUGGCGUCACUGUUAUGAUGAUGGAAGAUUAUAACGUACGUGAGGUUCCUUUGGGCAGUGCUACAAUGCAUGCGAGUUUUGUCGAGGAUAAUCUAAGGGAAGCUGGACUUUUGGAGAAGCCAUCGGGAAAGGGAGGUAUUAUUGGUAGUGGUUUGCCCAUUGUUUUCGAAGAGGAAGCUGCAAAUACAACAACAACGAUGGUACAUGGAGAUGAUGUGAAUUCAGGAGGACUUCAAGAUGAUGGCAUUGCCAGGUACCCCUAUCGAAAUUGUAAAAUUGAUCUAAUGAUGGAGACCGCGCAGGCGAUGGCUGCUGCUGCAUACUAUGCAAGAGCAGCACAAAAACUCGCCCAAGGUGGUGGCUCAUCAAAAAGCCGUUCCACCGAUAUGGCGCACACAUCACGCAACGGCGGUUUUUGUGGAGCUCUUCAAAGAGCUCCACCACCUUUACCCCCUGGCUUAGCCCGUCGAUUGGCGAACAAAGAAAACUAUGGUAUUGGAAAGGUCAAAGUAAUGUUACGUGUGUCAGACAGUCACAUGGACGAAGAACAUCCUCAUUUUAUGGCUGUGGACAAAAAGAAAAGACAAGUCACUUUAACAGAUCCUAGUGCAGCGACAACAGUUGCUGCGUCUACCUCACAAGAACGUGGACCGAUGGUUGCCGCCCCAAAGAUGUUUGCCUUUGAUAGUCUUUUUACUGCUGAAGACCAACAGUCUGAUAUAUGUGCCUCGGCAUUGUCCGAAGUAAUACCUGCUGUCCUAGAGGGCUCCGAUGGAUGUCUGCUAACAAUUGGCUAUCCUAGUUCAGGACAAUCACGGACAAUGUUGGGCGGAAUUCAAUCAUCGGGUGAAUUGGGCGCCAUUCCCUGUGCAAUAUCCUGGCUGUACAAGGGCAUCAAUGAGCGGCGACAGAAGUCCGGUGCCCGAUUUUCAGUGCGAGUGAGUGCAUUGGGAGUUAGCGCAACGAAGCCCGAUUCCAGUUCAAAGGAUUUAUUAGCUGCCCAUGCGACAGAAUCCGACGACUCGCCUGGAGUUUAUUUGCGUGAUGAUUUUCUCGGCGGACCGACUGAAUUGCGAGCACCCACCGCCGAGCGAGCAGCACUGUUCCUAGACGCAGCCCUAGCAGGACGACCUCAAGGUGGACUCGAGCCCGCAAUGAUAUUCACGUUGCAUGUCUAUCAAUAUAGCUUGUCGCGAAAAGGAGGAGUGGCGGGAGGACGAAGUCGUUUGCAUCUAAUCGAUUUAGGGGGUUGUGCGAAUCGAAAUGGCGGUCUACCGCUAUCCGGCAUCGGCAACAUUCUACUGGCGAUACUCAGUGGUCAACGGCAUCCACCGAACAAGGAUCAUCCCUUGACGCCGUUGUUAAAAGACUGCCUUGCACCGUUAACAUGCCAUGUCGCCAUUAUGGCCCAUGUCUCACACACACAGCCACACUCAGAUGCACUAACGACAAUCCAAUUAGCCUCAAGGAUACACAGGAUGCGGAGACGGAAACAUCGUUUCCCAAUUUCAUCAGAUAAAGCGCUGCCCGUUAAUGCAGGCCAUCAAUCUGCCGGCUCAUCUGAGGGACCCGAUCCAUCAAGUUCUGAUUUAUCGGCCGAUACGGUCAUUUAUAUGGGACCGUGUGACGAUGCUACGGACGGCGAACACCCGCCUGUGUAUUUGCCAUCGCUGAGUAGUGGCGACAAUCGUUGUGCCAUGAGUAAAGUGCUGAAGGGCAGUGGUGCUGAGAAGCCUUCAGGAGUCUCAACGACGACGACGGGUUCGGGAGCUUCCAAAAUACCAGCCAAAAAGACCACAUCUCAAAAACCUCAAAGUCCUGUGGUAGCCAAUCGAACGGACAGCCUAAAACGCAACCACACCACCACCAGCUCCAGUCCAACACCUCCGAAUCAAGCUGGAGACCAGACCACAAUUCCAGCUCAAUUCUUCUCGCCUGUCCAUAGUCUGAAAACAAUACCCCACUCAGCGUCGUCGCCAAAAAUAGUCGCCGGCACCCUUCGGCAUUCUGGCCUAAGCAAAGGCUCCAACGUCCCCUCGCCAAAAGGUUCACCACUGCGAAGGCCCGCCGUUGGUAGUGCCACUUCUAAUCCUGCCACCGCCGCCAAUGCCGUCAAUCCAGACAGUCCGUUGAGACAAAUUACAGAGGAGCAGUGGAUUGAUGGACCUCGCGUGUCCCGAGCCAAAGUAGCCGAAGCCAGACAUCUAAUGCGAGAGAUUAACCAUGUUAAGCAGUGCGAAACGUGGGUAGAUGGACCGAAGUCGCAGUCGGCGCGUUCCCUCACCGCAGGCAAUUUGCCAGCCACCCCAACGCAAGCAGUCGGCUAUGGCUUUAUGGACUCGCACAAAAAGACCAUGAUCCGACAAUGGGUGGAAAAUCAAUCAUCGCAAGUGUUCCAGUCGUCAGCGGCCUCCUCGCCCACUCACCAAGGACAACAGCAGAUGCAGAUGCAACAACAGCAGCAGCAUCUGAGGAACCUAACAUAUCACUUGGCCCAGUUCAAGCAGAAGUCCGAAGACGACCAGCACUCGUUGGAGAGCAACAUGGAGAUGGUGCAUCCGAUGGGACCGGGAUUGACGACAGCCAUUAGUACGACAAAUGCCUCGGCACCGGCAGAGAUUUGCGGCGUUCGCAGUGGCGGCUGUGGCAGUGCCAAAUCACACUUUCAUAAUAGAGACGAGACUGACUUACAUUCGGAUAGAUCUGUGAGAUCCUUUGGCGGUGGAGGUGUCGGUGGCGGUGGUCAUCAGGACAACCAGGACGAAGAGGAUCAGGAUAGUGGGCCGUCGGAAGUGCCUCCUGCGUUGCCACUCAUCGAACCGCUGGGUUCGAGGGAGAUAUCCCACGAAAGCCUGCACAGGAUACUUUCGAGGCACGUUUCCAGGGAGAGUUUACACAUGCAACAGCAGCACCACCAGCAGCAGCUAUUACAACAACAGCACAACUACGGAAUGUCAGACUGUGGCCUGCAAGUGACCGAGGAAGAAAUCGCAAGAACCAUGGGAGGGGAACAUCCUUUGGCAUCGUUGAGCCAUUGUGAUAUGUCGUCCAGUUUUCAUGCAGGCGGAGAUGCGUUCAGCGAUUGUGCGAUGGGUGAAAGAACGAGGAACCAAUUUGACCAACUGGCGCGUCUUCGAGAGAUCUUCACAUCCCAACUGGCAAUGGCUGAGGUAACGCCUGUCUUCCGUGUAGGUUGUGAUGUCGGUAGUGUGUACAGUGAACCUGCCUAUCGUUUCAACACUGGCCCUGGCAGUGUUUGUAGUGAACCUCCAUACCGCCCGCCUAGUCCACGGCCACCAUCACGUAGUCCCAGUCAAUGUUCCCUGCCAAGCCUGAAUGGCAUCAUGCAAAUAGCCGGCAUGGAGCAAUAUGCUUCCCUGCGACAUCCUGACGGUGCUUCAGACCCAAAUCUUCCCAAAGCCGAAAAGGCAUUCAUCGAAAUGGACGAGAUGACGGAAGUCGACGAAAAAUCCGCUCUACUUUCCAAACGUCCAUCAUUAGAUCACGACCACAUAACCGCCCUGCCCAUCACAGCCCAAAGCCAAUUGCCGUUGUUGCCAUUGAACACCUCAUCGGAAGCCUACGACAGUGGUCAUGACUCCUCAACACCUCGAACCUCCAAACACUCGGGUAUAUCGCGACGUGCUGAAAGCGGAUACCAUAGUGUGGCAACGGUAAGAGACAGUGAUGAAUCCAGCUUCACCUCCGGCCUCUCCAAAGAGCAUCACAAUCGAAUUGUUAUGGUGAAGAAAAAACGCCAGGACAAGUCCUCCUUAUGCAACUGGCUGAUGAAUCCAUUCACCUGUACGUAUCCGGAGACUGAAGGUGAGAUCAGUGAUUUCUGAAUACCAUUACCAUAACCAUCCCCCAUAACAGUCAUCGUCACCAUCAAGCACUAUAUCCAGGUGUUAUUUUUAAAUUAAAACGAAUACAAACAAACAAAACAACCACCCACCAACAAAAAACAACAAAAAACACUUACACUAUAGAAAUAUUUUCCAUUAUCCUUAAAAAGGAUGCGCGAAUCUACUUGUGAAUAGAAAACAAAAAUACAAAAAAAGGAUAACACAUAAAACCAGCAGAAGAAUAUAAAAAUGUAGAAAACAAAAUGGUGCGCUUUGUUAUUGUCUUUAUGCUUUAGAGAUAUUAUUAUUAUUAUAUCGUGCUAUAAAUUUUUAAAAACAUAUAAAUAUAAAUAAAACAAAAUACAACAACAAAAAAGGAACAACUGCAGCUAAAUCGUUAUAAUGCUUUUUUCUGAAAACAAAAAUCCUUUUUUUUCUUCACCUUGUUUUUUUUUUAAUAAAUUCUCUUUUGAUUUAAGCGCUUUUUAAAUAAAACAAAUAUUUAUGUCCUUUUAAGUUCAGAGAGAUUUAAAGUGGAAAAGGAUGAAAGCAAGUGCAUGGAUACUAAAGGUAGGUUUUUGAAGUUUUUUUUUAUUUAAGUUGGUUUUUGAGUUUCGAAUAAUGAGAAUUUUAGUUUUGCGCUGGAAAAAUGAAGAAAUCAAUUAUAAGGUUGCUUUAAAUGGAUAUAACGUAUUUUUUUGAGUCGAUAUUUAAAUGCUGACCGUAUUAGGUUGAGUUCAAAAAUUCACCGAAAAACAAUAUUAAUCAAUACUAUUACUUUGUUUGUUUGUUUGUUUGAACCCGCCAAUCUCAAGAACUACUAUUUUCGUGUUUCAGUGUUAGGCUACAAAACAUUCCAAUUCUGUUUUUCAAUUUUGAGAUCUUCCGCUGCUUACGCUGCAGAAACGGUUAAAAUGUUGCUAAGAAAAGUGUGACAGAACUGUUUUUCCUUAUAAAUUCUAAAAAAAAAGUCCACAACAGUAUAUGUCUAUCUUUAAAAGCUUGCUCUACCACUUUUUAUGCUUACAAAAUUUUUUAUAAAAUAAAAAAUGCGAGUAAAGCCGUGCGCAAGGCGCAGCUAUAGUCAUAAAUAAGCAUGAUAGAGUACAAGACGGACGUAAUGAAACUCAUUUAAUAUUCAAGAAAAAUUGUCUUAAUCUUAGUUGAUGCUAUUGAGUUUCUCAUAAAAUAAAAAUAAAAUUUAAAGAGGUUGCAACACUUAAGUUUCCGAAAUUUGAUUUGUUUGAAAUCACAAUCAAUUUUUUGGAAGCAAUUAAAAAACUGAAAACC
Eupeodes corollae is the source of this 8347-nucleotide messenger RNA. RefSeq names its product kinesin-like protein GA13060. The coding region runs from base 1271 to 7057 and encodes 1928 amino acids. The record is from RefSeq and is a predicted model, not a curated record. Lineage: Eukaryota; Metazoa; Arthropoda; Insecta; Diptera; Syrphidae. The transcript has 16 exons. Gene Ontology annotation, molecular function: microtubule motor activity; microtubule binding; ATP binding. Gene Ontology annotation, biological process: microtubule-based movement.